UCUGAAAUUAGUCAAGUGUGUUUAUCCGAACAUCGUAAAAUGUCGUGCUGGAUACGUGGUUGUCCCACUAAAGAUGGAUCAGAGAAAAGAAGCCUUUUUACACCUUUCUCAGAUGAAAUGUUCAAUAACUGGUGUGACAGUGGACUUGCUACAAAAGGCGUCACUAAAUUUAGCAAAAAAAGUCGCGUCUGUGAGUUGCAUUUCCCAAAGGACGAUAUUAUCCGAGAAGAUACUUUUUAUUUGAGAGACGGUACAACUUCCUUUAUGCCACGUAAAAUACCGAAGUUGAAAAAAGGUGCUGUUCCAUCAAUUUUGCCACCGGAGGUCAGUUAUUAUCAUAUAAACGCUAUUAACGAGGAGAUAAAUUACUAUCGUGUGAACGUUGUUGACAAGCUGCGACAGAAACAACAGCGGACUGGAGAAACGAACAUAAUUGUAACUCAGUCAAUGAGUAGGGCCGAGAUAAAUUCUUAUAACAAUAUUAGAGUCGAAACAGAAUUGAUGUGUGUUGAUGAAACGAUGAAAGAUGACAAUACAAUACAAGGAUUCAAAAGAGAAUUGGAAGCAGAUAAGAUUCUUGGCUCGGCGGAUGACAAUGGAAACCUAAUGUACUUGAUGCAGUGGAAAGGAACAGAUAUAGUUGACAUGGUACCUGCCAGUGAAGCCAAUGUCAAAUGUCCUCAGAUUGUUAUCCGAUUUUAUGAGAAGAGAAUAACUUGGAAAAGAGUAAAAAUAAGACCGUAAUAAAUAAACCUUGACAAAACUAGAUUUUAAUUUUUUAGAAAAUUGAUUU
Molecule: messenger RNA, 793 nt
Organism: Cyphomyrmex costatus
Lineage: Eukaryota; Metazoa; Arthropoda; Insecta; Hymenoptera; Formicidae
Exons: 3
Coding region: 40-744 (234 amino acids)
Cellular component (GO): nucleus
Source: RefSeq, a predicted model, not a curated record